UGCUUUUUGAAGUUUAUCCCUACUCCAGCCCAGCACUGUCAGCCAACCCUUAUACCCAGUUCAUCUCCAGACACAAUUUUCUCUCCCAGCUACUUUUGCCCUGCAUACAGCUCUUCACCCUCACACCAGAUCCUACCAUGGUUGUUUAUCUCAUUUCUCUCUCAUUUAUCUUUCAGAGAACAGAUACUCCUUCCUCACUGUCUGACAGUGGCACCUUCACACCCACACCUGUGCGACACUGAGCAGAGCCGAGUGGCCCAGGAACAGCCUGGGACACCUGGGACACCAACCCAGGGCAGGACAUGGGCUCUGUUUGCUCUGCAUCCCUCAUUCUGUGGAAUCAGAAAUAUUCGUGCAAUGAACAGAAAGUGACCGAUAACUGAGUGACACCAGAGCACAAGGUGCUGGUGAGGCGCUGGUGAACUGCUGGCAAGACAUUGCUGAGGCACUGUCCCUCCCAGAGGAAGCGGCCGCGGCCCUGCCUGCGUCCCCACAGUGCCUGGGGGGUCCCUGGAGAGUCUCUGCCCACCAUGGAGCUCCUGCUGCUGGUGCUGCUGGCCAGGACUCUGGCCACCAGCGUCCCCCCACGCUGGCCAGAUCUUAACAGUAGCCUCAGGGAGAUUGAACUGAGUAUGGCCCCCAACUCCUUCGAUGACCAGUACUCGCGCUGCCGCAUCAAAAUGGCGAAGGCGCUGAGGGUGCUCAACCGCACUGAGUUUGCCACCAACAGCGACUACGCUGACGCCUGGGGCAAGGCCACCAUCAAAUGGCACAGCCGCAAAUUUGUGGGGUCCCAGCUGCAGCGGGAACAGGCCAUCGCCCUCAUGGCCUACUCGAUGGAGGAGGGCCUAUACUUGGAGUUCAACAAGGCCGUGCGCAGCGCGGGGCGCUCCCGCCAGGAAUACCUGCGCAACUUCCCCUUCAAGGUGGUGCAUUUCCUCCUGACCGAGGCCCUGGAUAACCUGAGGGAUGAGGAGAGCCACCCCCGCUGCCUCGACGUGUACCGGGGUAUCGAAGGGAUCCGGUUCCUCACUGAGCCUGGCAGGACCAUCCGCUUUGGCCAGUUCGCCUCCAGCUCCCUGCUGAAAAACGUCAGCGAGCACUAUGGCACCGACACCUUCUUCGAGGUGCACACCUGCCACGGUGCCAACAUCCGAAACUUCUCCAACUACCCUAACGAGGAGGAAGUCCUCAUCCCGCCCUUCGAGACCUUUAAUGUCACCAGUGUCACCCGCCAAGGGGAAAAAACCAACAUCCAGCUCCGCUCCCACGGCGUGUACAGCAAAUACAACUGCGCGUGGCUCCGAGGCAGCAGCAUCCGCAGGGACCCCCCACAUCUCAGGGGGCUUCUCCUGGCAAUGCUGGCCCUGGCAGUGGCCAUCGGCACCCCCUGAGCCACGAGGACACCGCUGUCACCUCUGCCACCGUGCCCGGCCCAGCCGAGGGCUCAGGAACGGAGCCACCGGUGUCACCAGGACGGCAGGACGGGCCGGGGGGCACGGGGACCCCCCGCUGCAGGGGGACACUGGACAAGCCCAGGGGACGCCCUCCCUGAGCCAUGGCUGGGGAGUUGGGGGGCAGCUGAGGGGGGCACAGGGGGGAUUUGCUUCUCUUUGG
Molecule: messenger RNA, 1617 nt
Organism: Chiroxiphia lanceolata (lance-tailed manakin)
Lineage: Eukaryota; Metazoa; Chordata; Aves; Passeriformes; Pipridae
Product: erythroblast NAD(P)(+)--arginine ADP-ribosyltransferase-like
Exons: 3
Coding region: 531-1394 (287 amino acids)
Molecular function (GO): NAD+-protein-arginine ADP-ribosyltransferase activity; NAD+ poly-ADP-ribosyltransferase activity
Source: RefSeq, a predicted model, not a curated record